This is a messenger RNA of Mangifera indica (mango), 1480 nucleotides long. Its product is annotated as peroxisomal (S)-2-hydroxy-acid oxidase GLO4. Gene Ontology annotation, molecular function: FMN binding; oxidoreductase activity. Lineage: Eukaryota; Viridiplantae; Streptophyta; Magnoliopsida; Sapindales; Anacardiaceae. The coding region runs from base 172 to 1275 and encodes 367 amino acids. The transcript has 12 exons. The record is from RefSeq and is a predicted model, not a curated record.
GAACUUUUUUUCUGGCGUACUUAUGAGAAAAAAAAGCGAAACACGUUUCCCAUCACAUGCUAUUAUUUGGUCUUCAUUUGCCUUGAUAACUGUCUGUCCAACUACAGUUUGACUGUUUAUUUCACGAACUUCAUUUGAUUGAUCUUUUGCCAUUCAGGUACCCUUCUCUGGAUGGGUGAAAUGGCAGCUGAACCUGUUAAUGUGAAUGAAUUUCAAGAAUUAGCUAGGCUAGCCCUUCCAAAAAUGUAUUAUGAUUACUACUCUGGAGGAGCAGAGGACCAGCAUACCUUGAAGGAGAAUAUUGAAGGGUUUCAAAGGAUCAUGUUUCGGCCUAGAGUUCUUGUCAACGUGAGCAGAAUAGAUACUUCAACUUCAAUAGUUGGUUACAAGAUUUCGGCUCCCAUUAUCAUUGCUCCAACAGGUUCACAUCAAAUGGCACACCCUGAAGGAGAGGUUGCAACAGCAAGAGCAGCUGCUGCUUGUAACACCAUUAUGGUUUUAUCUUACUCAUCUAACUGCACUAUAGAGGAGGUUGCUGCCAGCUGCAAUGCUGUUCGCUUCUAUCAACUAUACGUAUAUAAGAGGCGAGAUAUAACGCGCACACUACUGCAGAGAGCUGAAAGGAAUGGAUACAAAGCUAUUGUCCUAACUGCUGAUACUCCAAGACUUGGUCGAAGGGAGAAAGACAUAAAGAACAAAAUGAUUACACCUCCCCUGAAAAAUCUGGAAGGUCUCUUAACAAUCACCGUGGCCCCUGGCACAGGCUCGAAUUUAGAAGCUUUUGCCAAUGAGACUAUGGAUGCUUCUUUAUGUUGGGAGGAUAUGGGUUGGUUAAGAUCUAUUACAAACUUGCCAAUUUUAAUCAAGGGGAUUCUCACUUGUGAAGACGCAAAAAAGGCUGUGCAAGUAGGUGCUGCUGGGAUUAUUGUCUCGAAUCAUGGUGCUCGUCAGCUAGAUUAUUCUCCAUCCACUAUUUCUGUACUUGAAGAGGUGGUUCAUGCUGUUGAAGGAAAAAUUCCUGUUCUAAUGGAUGGAGGAGUCCGGCGAGGUACAGAUGUUUUCAAGGCCUUGGCUCUCGGUGCAAAAGCUGUACUUGUUGGCAGGCCUGUAAUAUAUGGCCUGGCUGCCAAGGGGGAGCACGGGGUGAGACGAGUCAUCGAAAUGCUGAAGAAUGAGUUUGAACUCACCAUGGCCCUUUCUGGUUGUCCUAGUUUGAAACAUAUCACCAGAAACCAUGUCUCAACAGAGCGUGACAGACUCCACUCGAUGCUCUAAUCUUUUGUUCUAUGGGCUGUGAAAGAAAUGAGUAUUGGAAAGGUUUCUAAAUAUGUUUUAAACUGGGUUUCUUUUAAUAAACUGUUGUAUGUCUAAUUUAAUUUUGCAUGGAACAAGUCCAAUAUGAAGACAUGUUACUAACAGUGAUUGCUUUUGGGGUUUAUUUUUUGGAUUAUGAGAUGAUUCUUGACUUGAGAUUUUUCAA